AUGGAACGACAAGGACGAUUGCAGCAUCAAUUAAACGCCGCUCUCGACAACUUCAAGAAGCUAGGACGCAACAAAUGGACGCCUGCGGUCACACGAUCCAGGAUCCAAACACUGAAGGAAAUCUGGCUGCAGUUCCUCGAUGGGCACGCCGUCUUGGAAAAGACGAUCCCGCCGGACCGCCGGGCGCAGAUCGUUUACUUCACCGACGACGUAUUUGACGCUACCGAGGAGAAGUACAACAUCACGCUGGAUUACAUGGCUGAGGUAUUGGAGGAGCUGGAACCCCCUGUAAGCCCGAACCAAUCUAUUAACGCAUCGUAUGCUCGGCACGCGCCGUCUGCGUUGUCUCAAGCGCAUCUGCCGCCGAUUCAGCUCGCGCCGUUCGACGGGACGCUGACGGACUGGGAACCAUUCCGCGAUCGAUUUUCCGCGAUCAUCAUCGAAAAUAAAGAAUUAAAUGAUUUCUCGCGCAUGCAUUAUCUGUCGUCUUGCUUGCGGGGUCGCGCGUCGGAUUGCAUAGCGAACCUCACGAUCGCCGCCGAUAACUUCAAGAUUGCUUGGGACGCAGUAAAGGCACGCUAUGACAACAAGCGACGGUUGAUUUCCGUUCACAUGUCAACCUUGUUGAGUCUGCCGACGCUCUCGCGCGAGUCCGUUUCUGACCUCCAGUCGCUUCGCGGACAAAUCACCGUGACUGUAGCCGCGCUGAGAAAUCUGCAGCGAUCGAACGAACAAUUGUGGAACGAUAUUCUCGUGCAUAUCGGCUCGCGAGGCUUGGAUCCGGUCACGCGAAAGGCGUGGAACUUGCGAACUACCGAAAAUUCUGAACCGCCGACCUUCGACGAAUUCGAGCGGUUUCUUGCCUCGCGCAUCCGGGCGCUCGAGGAAUUCUCGAGCGGAGAUAGAACUCAAGCGAGCGCUAAAGCCGUUCCGAUAUCGCGAGUUCAUCUCGCAAUCGACGCGCCGGCCGCGAAAUCGCGCUGCCCGCUGUGUAAGGCUGGUCAUUACUUCAGUGCGUGUCCGAUCUUUGUCCGCGGGAGCUCGCAGCAGCGACGAGAGCUAGUAAAGAAGCACCGGCGAUGCUUCAAUUGUCUCAGCGCUAAUCACGCCGCGCAUGAGUGCAAAAGUAAAUAUUCGUGCCGCACAUGUUCGCAACGACAUCAUUCGCUGCUUCACGCUGCUGCGGAUUCCAGUGGCGGCACUGCCGAAUCGCACGCUGCGACGGAGGUGCGUGAGUCGUCCGCCGGAUCUCGAGCGGAGGUUCACGCGUUGCUCGCUUCGAACGACCGGACUCGGUCCGCUCGCGUUCUCUUGGCCACUGCGUGGGUGACGGUCCGGGCGUCGUGCGGUCGAUCGGUGACCGUUCGCGCUCUGCUCGAUCAGGGAUCCGAGAUGACUUUUGCUUCCGAGAAGCUUGCUAAAGCGUUGCGCGCGAAAAGACUCCGUCGUCCGGUCGCCGUCUCCGCUGUGGGAUGCGUCAACGCGGGGACUUUCCGGCAUGCGAUCGAGAUCAUCGUCUCGCCCCGAGGAGCGGAAACUCCGGCGUUGCUCACCGCCGCGUUAAUAUUGCGAUCGCUCACGACGUAUGCUCCGCAUUGCGAGGCGGAUGCGUCGUGCUUGACGCAUCUCGCGGAUCUGCGCUGGGCCGAUCCGAAUCCGCUCAGCUCGGAUCCAAUCGAUUUGAUCAUCGGGGCGGAUCUCUAUAGCGAUAUUGUUCGCGAGGGCCUUCGCCGAGGAGGCGACGGUCAGCUCAUGGCGCAGAACUCGGUGUUCGGGUGGUUUAUAUCAGGUCCGAUCACCCGGGCUUCUGCGCCUAGGGUGCGGGCGUGCGCGCUCGCUACUCAGGCGUCGAGCGUAGUAAUUUCGGCGCAUCAUUGUCAGGCCGAGAUUUCACUCGAGGAUGAGGUGAGGAGAUUUUGGGAAGUCGAGGAGGUUCCGCGAGCCGUCGAGCGGACGCCCGACGACGAGCGGUGCGAGGGACACUUCGUCUCGACACAUUCGCGAACGGUGGAAGGUCGAUACGUCGUCCGCUUGCCGUUUCGCAGCGGACCGCCGAUCGAUAUCGGAUCCUCGCGUUCGCGCGCCGUGCGAUGCCUUGCCGCACUUACGCGUCGUUUACAAACAAAGCCGGAACAAAGACUAGCAUAUGACGAGUUUUUGCGCGAAUACGAACUCAGCGGACACAUGAGACGCGCACCGGAGAUUUCAGACGCGUCUUCGCAAGUCGCAUACAUAUCGCAUCACCCAGUCUUUCGUUCUCAUAGCGCCACGACAAAAUUGCGUGUAGUUUUUAACGCAUCGAGUCCGACGACUAACGGCUCGAGUUUAAACGACCAUUUGAUCGCCGGGCCAAAGCUGCAGACCGACUUAUCGUCCGUACUGCUGCGAUGGCGUAAUUUCAAAUACGCGUGUUCGGCCGACAUCGAAAAAAUGUAUCGACAAAUUCAGCUCGAUCCCCGCGAUGUCGACUAUCAGAGGAUCUUGUGGCACCCGGCGCCGGACGACGAGCCGCGUGAAUAUCAAUUAAUGACCGUGACUUACGGCAUGUCCUGUGCUCCGUUUCUUGCAUUGCGAGUCCUUCAGCAAUUGAGGAUUGAUGACGGAGGCGAUUUCCCUCUCGCCGCUCCGCUCUUGAAAAACAACAUUUAUGUCGACGAUGUACUAUUCGGGAGCGACGACGUCGGGCAAACGAUCGAAAUCCGGAAUCAGCUCACAGCAUUGUUACGGCGAGGCGGCUUCGAACUUCGUAAAUGGUCCGGGAAUUCAGCCGCACUUCUCGCAGACAUCGAUGAGGCGAAUCAUGGACUCGCGUGCACCAGAUCACUCGCGAUUGAUGAGAGCGUAAAGAUUCUCGGGAUCACUUGGACGCCCGCGGGAGACAAUUUUCAAAUCAGCGUGUCGUUGCCAGCUUGCGUCCCCGAGAGCAAGCGCUCCAUUUUAUCGACUAUCGCCAAACUGUACGAUCCACUCGGAUGGGUCACUCCGAUCACGAUCAGCGCCAAAAUCUUUAUGCAGCACUUGUGGCGACGGCAACUUGAAUGGGACGACCCGAUUCCCGAGAUGCUGGCGUCGCGCUGGCGGGCAAUAUUCUCGAAUCUAUCCGCCUUGGAUGGACUACGCAUUCCGCGAUGGACCGGAUUCGGGCGCGACAUUCGACGCGCGGAGCUGCAUGGAUUCGCGGACGCGUCUAACUCCGCGUACUCUGCCGUUGUUUAUUUGCGACUAACGACGCACUCAGGUCAAGUGAUCAUCACAUUGCUCAGCGGCAAAUCACGCGUCGCUCCAUUGCAGCCAAUGAGCAUCCCGCGUCUCGAACUUUCGGCCGCCGUGCUCCUCUCGCGUCUCGUCGAAUUCGUGCGGACGGCAGGAGGUUACGACGAUGCAACAUGCUGCUGUUGGUCUGACUCAACGGUCGUGUUGUCGUGGCUGGCGGCGCACCCAUCACGAUGGAGGACCUUCGUCGCGAAUCGGGUGGCGGAGGUGCACGCGCGCCUCCCGCGCGUUCAAUGGCGGCAUGUUCCGACGGCCGACAAUCCCGCUGAUUGCGCGUCGCGCGGGUUGCUCGGCCUGGAAAUUCUCGGGCACGAUCUCUGGUGGCGAGGCCCGUCGUGGUUGACGUCGCCGCCAAACGCUUGGCCAUCCUUCGGGGAUGCCUCGGCUGCGGAGGCGCUGAGCGAGGAAAGGGUCGUGACGCACCUCGCCACUGAACCCGCAUCGCUCAACUCGCUGCUCCUCGAGCGCUAUUCUUCGUGGCCAAAGUUGGUUCGCGUUACCGCGUACAUCAUGCGCUUUAUCGCGCGAUGUCGUCGCCGUCUUACGGGAGAUUCAUCCGGUGAGCCAGCGGGCCCGGGCGUCACGGCGGGCGAGUGUUCGGGGGCGCGUACGCGACUAUUGAAGCAGAUCCAAGCUGCGUUGUUCCCAAAGGAACUGCACAGGCUCGCGAAUCGCUUGGAAUUACCGUCGAAGAGCUCGAUUCUCGCGCUUCGACCGUUUCUCGAUGAGGAGGGUCUUCUCCGCGUCGGCGGUCGGAUAUCGCGCGCUCCCCUGCCUUGGACUCGGCGUCAUCCGAUUCUGCUCGCGUCGCAUCGUAUCACGAAACAGAUCGUCGAUCAUGCUCACGUACGUGGGCUACACGCCGGCGUGCAGCUGACCCUGAGCAUCGUUCGGCGCGACUUUUGGGUGAUUCGGGGUCGGGGCGUUGUGCGGGAGCAAAUACACCGCUGCGUGGUGUGCGCUCGCGAGCGCGCCGCCGUGCCAUCCCAGAUUAUGGCGGACCUCCCACGUGUCCGAGUAUCAGCUCCGGCUCGCUGUUUCGCACAUUGCGGUGUCGAUUAUGCCGGGCCGGUUCUCGUGCGUGCCUCUGCAGGACGAGGUAUAGCGACGCGGAAGGCGUACAUCGCUCUAUUUAUCUGUUUAGCCUCUCGCGCCGUGCACCUGGAGCUCGUAUGCGAUUACUCGACUCGGGCAUUUUUGAAAGCGUUUUCUCGGUUCGCCGCUCGUCGGGGAAUACCCAACACCGUUUACUCGGAUAACGGCACCAAUUUCGUCGGAGCCGAUCGUGAGCUGACCGUGGCCUAUCGGGCAGCGCUCCGCGACCCGAACUUUCUAAGUUCCACCGCGCUCGAUGGAACCAACUGGAGAUUCAUCCCUCCAGCCGCGCCACAUUUCGGGGGGUUGUGGGAGGCCGGCAUUAAAAGCGUCAAGCACCACGUGCGUCGCGUACUGCGGAGCUGCACUCUGACCUUCGAGGAGUACGCUACUCUGCUCUGUCGGAUUGAGGCGUGUCUUAACUCAAGACCGAUCGCGCCAAUUUCCGACUCGCUCGAUGACUACGAGCCGCUCACGCCCGGUCAUCUGCUCGUCGGGUCCGACCUCGGUCUGCCUCCGUCGCCGUCGACUCUCCACAUAUCGGAGAACCGGUUGACCCGGUGGCAACUCGUGCGGCAGCUGACCGAGCGUUUUUGGCGGGUGUGGUAUCACGACUAUGUGAACACUCUACAGCAACGAGGAAAAUGGCGGAAGGUGCAGCCGUCUAUCCAGGUCGGAAACAUGGUCUUGAUCCGCAAUACCACCUUGCCGCCGUGCAAGUGGGAGUUGGGGCGAGUGACGCAGUGUCACCCCGGUCCCGACGGGCUCACUCGGGUGGUUACCGUCCGCACCGCCAACUCCACCCUUCAAAGGCCUAUCGUAAAGAUUUGCCUGCUGCCGGUCCACUGCGAGACCAAGUAG
Harpegnathos saltator (Jerdon's jumping ant) is the source of this 5229-nucleotide messenger RNA. RefSeq lists its product as uncharacterized. Gene Ontology annotation, biological process: DNA integration. The transcript has a single exon. Lineage: Eukaryota; Metazoa; Arthropoda; Insecta; Hymenoptera; Formicidae. The record is from RefSeq and is a predicted model, not a curated record. Gene Ontology annotation, molecular function: nucleic acid binding. The coding region runs from base 1 to 5229 and encodes 1742 amino acids.